AUGGCCUCAUAUCUCGUUUCAAAUGUUUUGGAAGAGCUGAAAUGCUCCAUCUGCCUAAAUUUCAUCACAUCUGCUGUAUCUAUAGAGUGUGGUCACAGUUUCUGCACAAAAUGUAUCCAUGAACUUAUGACAAAGACCAAAAAGUCCAGAUUUCAAUGCCCUAAGUGUAAUAAGAAGUGUACGAAGAAUCUCCGGCCUAAUCGAAAUCUGGGGACAGUGGCACAAUACUUUGGAUUGCUCAAACAUCACAUGAUGAGGAACUGGAAGUUCAGAGAUGUGAUCAAGAGAAAAUUCCACGAGGACAUCAGUCUGGAUCCUGAAACAGCCUAUGCUGGAAUCAGCUUGUCCACAGAUAGGAAAACAAUGAGAGGAAGAAAUUCUCGGAGCAAUCCCCAUCAUACUGGGGAGACACCUGAAGUGUGUGGUACUGUUCUAGCAACUCAGAGCUUCAUGUCUGGGAGACAUUAUUGGGAGGUGACAGUGGGAAAGAGUUGUGCUUGGGAUGUUGGUCUUUGUAAUAACUCUGCAAGUAGAGGUGGAGAGGUUUCACCAUCUUCUGCUAUUGGACAUUGGCUUUUGAGUCUAAGACAAAAUAAGUACUUUGUCUGCACCAUGCCUAGAACGUGGAUUGCCUUAACAGGGAAGCUUCUCAAAGUGGGGAUCUUUUUGGAUUAUGAGGCAGGAGACAUAGUGUUUUAUGAUGUGGAGAAUAGCUGCCAGAUCUAUACAUUCACCAGCUCCUUUUCAGAGCCUCUUUGGCCUAUAUUUUCCAUUGGACUUUUCUCCAAGAAUAAAAAUAUUCUGACUAUUGAGCCAGUAUCAAAUGAGGGUGAAGAUAUCCCAGAGCAAGAAGAACCAUUAUCAUGA
Dromiciops gliroides (monito del monte) is the source of this 867-nucleotide messenger RNA. Its product is annotated as E3 ubiquitin-protein ligase TRIM39-like. Bases 1 to 867 code for a protein of 288 amino acids. Gene Ontology annotation, molecular function: protein binding. The record is from RefSeq and is a predicted model, not a curated record. Lineage: Eukaryota; Metazoa; Chordata; Mammalia; Microbiotheria; Microbiotheriidae. The transcript has a single exon.